UUUAGCGCGUUGAACGGGAUUAGCGGGGUUAAUUCCGCGGGAUUCCGUCUCGUAAAAAUUUUGAAAAAAAAAUUUCGGUACGGGAUCCCGGGAAUGCGAUUUUUCCGCAUUCUUGUAUUUAUUACUGGAGAUCUCGUGGAAAAACCGUAGGAAAUCCCCUGCUUAUCCCUAGAACAUUUCUAAUCAUUUUUCCCUUUAAUUUUAAGGAAAUCUUAUGGAAAUCAUGUCUACAGAAAAAAAUUUUCCCGUCCAAUCAAGAGCUGAAAUUGACAUAAUUGGCGACAAUACAAACAAAGCAAUUCAAAGAACCCAAAGUUUCACUUCAAAAUUUAUUCCUCUAUUAACAAAAAAUUCAACAAAAUUGGACGCAAUGUGUACUGAAUUAAUUAUUGAACCAGAGCAAAUAAAUAAAUCUUUGGAUUCUGCAGAUAUUGUUGAAUUGAGUGAGAGCAAAUCUAAUGAGUCUGGCAAAUCUAACGAGUCUGGGGAACAACAAGAAGAAAAUUGUGGAGAACCCGAGCUUUCUGUGCAUGCCCAAUACAUACUUUUAGAGGCGUUGAAUAAUUUAAAAAAGAUUUUGGGGGAAAUGGCUCAAGAACAUAAACAUCCUAUUCAUCAUUUAAUUUCUCGUUGUGGGAAAUCAAUUGACAAUAAAUUUUAUUCUGACCUCAGUAAAUUACUCAAAAGCGAAAAAGAAAUUGAGACAGAUCCAGAAAACUUGGCACAUGCAAAUCGUCUGAUAUUAGAACAUUUAAUAGGGUUGGGGCGGACAGAUGUGGCGGAGACGUUUAUAAAGGAGUCGGAUUCGUCACUUUCAAUGCCAGAUAUUUCAAAUUCCGAAACUUUAAGGGAGAUUAUGUCAGCCUUCAAGCAAUUUAACUAUCUUCCAGCUAUAGAAUGGCUCAAAGAUUGUGCUCCAGAGAAGAAAGAUUUACUUUUUCGUUUACAAUGUCAACAUAUUAUUCGGCUACUUGAAACAAGUAUAUAUAAUUUUUGGUUGUUAAAGAACCUAAGGUCUAGGGCAAUAAUUUUCGAAAUCCCUAAAGUUUAUCAAAGAGAGUUUUUAGUUGAAGUUUACUCCACAUAA
Molecule: messenger RNA, 1087 nt
Organism: Meloidogyne enterolobii
Lineage: Eukaryota; Metazoa; Nematoda; Chromadorea; Rhabditida; Meloidogynidae
Source: the annotation of a GenBank genome assembly